AACCAUUUGCUAUAUUGAAUGAAAUAACAAAAUAACAGGGAAACAUUUUUCACACAACACUUGGACAAUUACGCACCUCUAAAACAUUUGCAGUGGUUUUUAAACAACUUCUAAACAUAAAAAGCUUCACAAAAUAGUUUGUCUUGCAGCCCUGUUAUAUUGGAUUACAUAAUAUUGUAAGCAGUUCCUGUUAUUUUGUCCAUUUCACAUGCACAUACUGCUGAAGUAUGGGGAGGUUCAACUGGGAGAAGGAUUGUAACCACUUUUUAAGGACAAGUUUGUUUUGAUUACAUUUUACAGCAGGUUUGUUGAGCUGUAUCACCCUUAGUGAUUCUCUCACACAUUGCCAAAUGAACUGACGCAUGAUAUCAGUCCAGUUGUGGCAACCGCUGGCAGGUUGCAGCUCUUCCUCAUUUAAAUCAAAUGAGUAAGCGAGUAAGUGUUGCUGCUUGAAGGCUGGUUUCCUGAAUGUGUCAUGAUCCAUUUCACUUGCAUCGAGCAAGAGCUUGUUACACUGCUGGCUGCUUUAAAGUGACUUAAAGUUGAGUGGAUUCUCCAACAAGGACUAUUUUUAACCACUGCCAACAUGACAUUACAAUUUAAAGAUGCCUUUUGGGGAGAGGACUUCAUCAGUAAUAUUGGGUUUGAGACCAUCAGUCAGAGACUUAAUGAUGGUCGACGGACAUGCAAAGACAUGGAGGACCUCUUGAAAAUGAGGGCUUCAGCAGAGGAGAAAUAUGGCAGGGAACUGGUCACAAUCGCCCGCAAGGCUGGCGGUUUAUAUGAGAUCUGCACUUUGAGAAAUUCUUUUGAUGAAAUGAGAACACAAAUUGAAAAGGUAGGAAACUUGCACAUUCAGCUUUCUGGUUUCCUCAAAGAAGAAUUGAAGAGAAUGGAGCAGUUCAGAGAGCGACAGAAAGAACAGAGAAAAAAGUUUGAAUCUAUCAUGGAGAAGGUCCAGAAGAUAAAAGUCUCCCUCUACAAGAAAACAAUAGAUUCUAAAAGAUCUUAUGAGCAGCGCUGCAGGGAGGCAGAUGAGGCAGAGCAAAUCGCUGAGAAGAUGGCUAAUACUCCCACAGCCACUCCCAAACAGAUUGAAAAGAUGAACAAUAAAUCUAAACAGUGCAGAGAAGCUGCAGAGGAGUCUGAGAAACAGUACAUGUUAAACAUUGAACAACUUGACAAGACUCGUCAAGAUUGGGAAUCAACACACAUCAACACAUGUGAGAUAUUUCAGCAGCAGGAAGAAGACCGCAUCAGCAUCCUAAGGGAUGCUUUAUGGGUGCACUGUAACCAUUUGUCAAUGCAGUGUGUGAAAGAUGAUGAGUGUUACGAGGAUGUGAGAAAAACACUGGAAAAGUGUGACAUCAUCGCAGACAACAACUGCUUUGUAGAGACGAAACGCACUAGCUUGACCCCUUCAGCUCCAAUUGAAUACCAAAAUUACUAUCAGAAGGAUCCUACAGAUGACAGAAAUGGAAGUGCUGGAUUCGUAGGGGGAGUCAUGAAAAAGUUUUCAAGUCUUUUGCAAGGAAACUGUUCGAGUGGCUCCAAACUGAGCAUUAAUGAACAAGCUACACAACCUACUGCAGGAACAUCAGAAGGAGUUUAUGCUUCAAUUCCUGUAUGUCAGGGGUCCCAGCUGAGCAGUGAGGGUUACCAGGUCUUGUAUGACUAUGUGGCACAGGGCGUCAAUGAGCUCUCGGUCACAGUCGGGGACAUUGUGGUUGUCAUGGAUCAAGGUGAGGAUGGCUGGUGGACAGUCGAAAGAAAUGGCCUUACUGGUUUGGUCCCAGGCUCUUACCUUGCCAAAUAAUGAGCUUACCUGACAGCCAUAGUCAUGUAAUAGUUUGUAAAGGCAUUGUGAUUUCAAAUUGAAUAUAAUUUGAUUUUAUUUGUUCAGAUUUGUGUUGAACGCAACAUUAUGAGUAAGAUUUAAUUUGACCUAUUAUAGUAGCAUAUUAGACGCUGUGGAAGAAAUCAUGUUAAUUUGCAACAAAACCUAAUUUUGUUAGAAUGACACCUUUAUCACAUAAUAAUCCUACAGAGAGAGGCUGUCACAUAGGCUACAGUAUAAGACUGAAAAAAAUGUAUUGCUAUGGCAUAUAUUCAUAUUGCUUUGCACUUAAUGCUGAUGUGUUGAACGCUCCUGAUACUCAUGACAGCUGGGAGAUUAAGUGAUCUGUUGCACAAAACACCUGCACUAAGUUUAUUGAUAUACUGUUGUAUUGUUUUAUAUCCGCAGUUCUAAAUGUUUUGCAGAAUGUUAGACUUCUGUUGUUGGCCUGUUUAUAACUUCUAUGUGUAGUUAUUGUUUCUAUUCCGAAUGCAUUCACAUUCAUAUACAUAAUAAUGUGCAGGUAUUUGUUAUUUAUUCAAAAUGACAUAAAAUGUGUUUUGUUUUUGACACAUGGUGAACAUUGUUUUCAGCCACCACUAAUUAAGAAAACUAUUUGGCAUUACUGCUUUUUUUUUUCUUGCUAUUCUUUAUGUGGAUUUUAAAAGGACCAGACAAGAACAAUCCAACAAAGUAGCUGUAAUACAACAUUUUUGGGUCAUGUUCCUAAGCAAUCUGCUCUCUAUCCCCUAACCAAAGCUUCUAUUAACCACCGUAAGUGUUCACAAUGUAUAUUUGGUGGUCACAAGAUCCUCCGAAAGCAGAUACCACUACAUCUAGUGAUUAUGGUAGGAGCUAAUUAAAAUACAUGCAUGUAUAUUGUGCCCAUAGGAACCUAGAACCUAGUUUGAAGACAUAAUGCUACAGAGCAAAAAAUACAAGACCUCUUUAACCUGUUACACCCCUUCCUCAUGGGAAAUACCUGAACCUUGACCUCUCAAUUUUUUGGAACAAAGUUGACUCCACCAGGGAAUGUGAGCUACAGUGUGUUUGGAUAAAAAAAAAAAAAAACACUUAGUGCAGCAAUUUCAUCUUUUGGAGAGAUGUUAAAUUUCAGAGAAAUUCAAACAAUGAACCAGAAAACACACUCACAUAAACCUUUCCCACAUUUAAUUGACAUUCUUGAGUCUUGCUAUUGCUACAUUUCAGAAAAUCAAGUUCUACAACUACCAUCGUAGAAUGUUGAGACAAAAACAAACAGCUACUGUACAAAGCCUAUCUUGACUUAAGAAUGCAUUACUACUUCACAAAUCCCACAUACUAAACUAGAUUAAAAAGUUUGCUUCUUA
Messenger RNA from Etheostoma cragini (Arkansas darter), 3186 nucleotides. RefSeq names its product proline-serine-threonine phosphatase interacting protein 1a (gene pstpip1a). The record is from RefSeq and is a predicted model, not a curated record. Gene Ontology annotation, cellular component: actin filament; cytoplasm; plasma membrane. The transcript is spliced from 16 exons. Gene Ontology annotation, biological process: actin filament polymerization. Gene Ontology annotation, molecular function: actin filament binding. Lineage: Eukaryota; Metazoa; Chordata; Actinopteri; Perciformes; Percidae. The coding region runs from base 587 to 1816 and encodes 409 amino acids.